AUGAAUAUAGACUUCAGUUUGCCCACUCAAAACUUUACCGACUCCUCACCAAGGAUACACCAAAGGUCUUUCUCGUCGGUUUCGGUGCCUACUCUUGAUAACGACAUUAAUCAUCAUCAGCUUAUAUCACCUAAUCCAAACUCAUUUAUAUUGAAUAGUGACAAUAGUCACCAAUCUAGCGCAUUCCCACCGGUUGAUUUAUUGGACUUGUUGCAAUCGAAUUUAGACGAUAUUGAUACCUUCAAACCACGGCCACCUUAUUUGCAAACUCCAAAAUCAGCCAUUAGUCCCAGUUUCAAUCAACCUUUUAUGGGGUCAAACUUUUCAAACAACAACACUCCUACAAUUGCCCAAAUGGGUACUUUCAACACCUCCUCGACCAAUGUCAAUCAUAUACCCACUUCCCAAUUUUCACCGAUUACUCCAAAUGUACUAAAUUUUAAACCAGCUUAUAGUAUGAGUAAUUUAAGUGAACCAAUGUUGAAAACUCCCAAUUCAAUGAUGUCUAAGAAUUAUUCACCACUGCAAUUCACCUCACCAACAGCUCAAGCACACGCACACGCACACUCAAAUGCCCACGCACAACUUGCAUCAUUGUCGUCAACAACGACAACUUCAAUUAGUGAAAGGAAUGGUUCAAUAGUAGACCUUGUUGCUUUGGAUCCAUAUGAACCACUGAUCCAACAUCAAGUACCACUAGCACCAGCACCGCCACAUAUCUCACAGCAGAUCCCACAUCAACAACAGCAUUUCCAAGUGCAACUGAUAAAUGAUACCUCUUCGGCUGCUAAAUUUUUUCAACAACAAAGUGAGUUUGCUCAAUAUCAACAGGAAAUAGAUAACGCUAGUCGUAUUAAAUUCCGAUCAGAGCUGAAUUUACAGCUACAGUUUAAUUUCCAUCAACAAAGCGAAAAACAACAGCAGCAACAACAGCAACAGCAGCAGCAACAGCAGCAACAGCAACAGCAGCAACAGCAACAGCAACAGCAACAGCAACAACAGCAGCAACAGCAACAACAACAGCAACAGCAACAACAACAGCAACAGCAACAACAACAGCAACAGCAACAACAACAGCAACAGCAACAACAACAGCAACAGCAACAACAACAGCAACAGCAACACUUGAACUUUGCAGAAAAGAAUGAAACUUUAAAACAACUUGAUUCAAAGCCCAAAAGAAAAUCAAGUUGUAAACCUGUUAACAGGAAUAAAAAGAAGAAACAAAGUCCAAACUCGUCAUUCUUACAAUUGAAUGAAUUAAAUGGUCAUCCUGAAGAAAAAGAUACCAAUAAUGAAAAAUAUCAAUUCAUUCCAUCUGCUUCUAGGCAGUCUGAUGAUUCACCAACAACAAUUGAAGCCUUGAGUCCACAAUCUUCUAAUGAAGAUGAAUUGGGAAUAACUACUUCAAACACCAUAAUUACUGCUGAAGAAUUGUUAAGUACUGACUUUUUUGACUCAAAGCCAACUUCUGCAGCGGCAGUAGUAGAAACACCAGCACCUGCAGUGGUGACACCAGUAGCAGCAGCAACACGUUCAUUUGCCACGAAAUCAACUAACGAUUUGCUUACUGAAUUUGUGGAUUUAGAUUACGAUGAGGAAAAGAACAAUCUACGUUUUAUUGACGAUGAUCAGACAAUUUUCACAAUCACAUCUCAGACUAAUACAAGACAACCACAAACUCAUAAAAGAAACACUUCUAUGGCAUCUUUGUCAAAAAAGAAAAAACCAGCAUCCCACUCAAAUUCAACCACUACGUUCAUCAUGAACCCUAAACUACAAUGGUCAGAAAAUCAAACUACAUCAACAACUACGUCUACUAGCGCGUCGUCUACUGCCCAACUACUGCUGCUGCUGAGAAAAACAAGCUCAUCAAACAUCACUAGUAAUGGACAUUUAGAAAUGAUUAAAAGUAUGCCCGUAUUUGCAUUGACUAACCAUUACUCAUUUAUUUAUGAAAAUGUGGACUCAAUAUACCUGGAUGAUGCAAAUAGUAAGGAAGAAAAACAACUGCCGACACAGGAAAUAGGAACAAAGGGUAAAAAUGAAAAAGCUUCAGCUAAGAAUUUGCCUUCCUAUAACUUGCAAUCCAGUUUGGUUGAAUUUCAACUUGAUUUGAAAAAAUGA
This is a messenger RNA of Lodderomyces oxycetoniae, 2127 nucleotides long. RefSeq lists its product as uncharacterized. Gene Ontology annotation, molecular function: transcription factor binding; transcription coactivator activity. Gene Ontology annotation, cellular component: mediator complex. Gene Ontology annotation, biological process: positive regulation of transcription by RNA polymerase II. The transcript has a single exon. Bases 1 to 2127 code for a protein of 708 amino acids. NCBI's taxonomy places the organism in Eukaryota, Fungi, Ascomycota, Pichiomycetes, Serinales, Debaryomycetaceae. The record is from RefSeq and is a predicted model, not a curated record.